Messenger RNA from Emericellopsis cladophorae, 1476 nucleotides. RefSeq lists its product as uncharacterized. The transcript is spliced from 6 exons. Gene Ontology annotation, molecular function: heme binding; iron ion binding; monooxygenase activity. The record is from RefSeq and is a predicted model, not a curated record. Lineage: Eukaryota; Fungi; Ascomycota; Sordariomycetes; Hypocreales; Bionectriaceae. Bases 1 to 1476 code for a protein of 491 amino acids.
AUGACCGCUAAUCCAAUCACGCUGAGUCUCGCCAUCAUUCUCGCUACAUUAGCAUCGGCAAAGCUGGUGUGGGAGCUCCUCUUCUCCCCGCUUCGAGCCUUUCCCGGCGAUGUCGACCGCAAGCAUCUGGCGUGGCACCAUAAAUGGGGCAGUGCCGUUCGUGUUGGACCGAACGCCAUCAGCCUCAACGACCCCGACUUGAUCAAGACCCUGUACGGAACCAAAAACCCAUGGCGCAAGAGCGACAUGUACCGCCCGAACGACGUCGUUGUCAAUGGCGCGCGCAUCCAGAACAUCUUCAAUACGCAGGACAAGAAGUUCCACGCCAAGUACGCCCGGCCCAUCGGUGGAUUCUGGACUCUUUCAAAGGUUCUCGAGCUGGAGCCUCUCUUUGAUGAGACUAUACGGUUACUGGUGAGCAGGCUGAAUGACGGAUUCGCGGAGAAGAGAGCUGUCUGUAUGAUGGACAAUUGGCUGGCGUACUUCGCAUGGGAUGCUGCUGCGAAUGUGAGCUUCGGACGGCACUAUGGCUUCAUUGAGGAGGGCGAGGACAUCGGCGGCAUCAUCAACGAGUCGACAGCGGGACUGAAGUACUUCAGCGCCAUCUCCCAGAUCCCCUGGCUCGAUAACUGGCUCGACAAGAACCCCUGGUAUCGCAUCGGCCCCAGACCACUCGUCAACGGGUUUCUCUAUACGGUUCGGAUCCUCAGCGAGUACCAGCAGCAGGUCGCCUCGGGCGCCGUCAAGCGCAAGAAGCAAGACCUCUUCAUUGACAACUACAAUGGCCUCAAGGAAAAGUACGACUUCGUCGACGACCAGCAGGUGAUUUACUGGCUCAUGCUGAACGUGCUGGCGGGCGGGGACUCGACGGCGGGCGCCAUGCGGCCCAUCUUCUACCACCUCGCCAAGAACCGCGACAAAUACGAGAAGUUGGUGAGGGAACUCGAUGGCGCAGAGCUUUCGUUCCCAGCGCAAUGGAAGGACUGCUCGAAGCUGCCAUACUUGGACGCUUGUGUCCGCGAGGCGUUCCGUGUUAACCCGGCAGUCGCACUGAUGCUCGAGCGGGAGGUGCCAGCCGAGGGCUUCACGAUCCCUGACGGACGGUUCAUCCCCGCCGGGACCAAGGUCGGGCUCAAUCCGGCGGUAGUGACGCGUGACAGCGGGGUCUUUGGGGAGUACGUCGAGAAGUACGUGCCUGAGCGUUGGCUUCAGAAGGAGGGUGAGAGUGACGUCGAUUUUGUAACGAGACUGCGACGAAUGCAGGAGACGACGGACCUGAUGUUUGGGGCGGGCAGCCGGGUCUGUAUGGGGAAGCACUUGGCGCGGCUGGAGAUGUACAAGCUUGUCGCGACGCUAUACAGCACGUUCGAUGUGAAGCUGGAGGACCCGCGGCACGAGUGGACGUAUUGCAACGCGUGGUUCAUGUACCACAGCGACAUGCCCAUGAUACUAACAGCAAGGGAAAAUUUUUCAUGA